Messenger RNA from Chironomus riparius, 954 nucleotides. The record is from the annotation of a GenBank genome assembly. NCBI's taxonomy places the organism in Eukaryota, Metazoa, Arthropoda, Insecta, Diptera, Chironomidae.
CAAAAUCAGAGCAUUAACAUGCUAAUUUGUCAUUCCUAGUCAUGCCCUUUAAUUAUAUCGAAUUUCCCGUCAAUGCGUCAACAUAAUGCAAGAUUCUAAAUCUAAUAAACAAAUUAAAACCUCAUUAAACUGUUAUUGGCAGCUGAUUAAGAUCUUGUCAUCAAUUAAUCUCAUGAGUACAUCCCGAUAAUUAGCAACUUUCGAGAAUUCAACAUCAAUUUCUGCUAUAAAUAUGGAAAAAUUCAUCAAAGUCCAUUCAGUAAAGUUUAGAGACCUGAAAAAAUGUUAAAAGUAGUCGGUUCCGUUGUUCUGUUUUGUGCAGUUGUUUGCAAAAUUUCAGCAAUGGUUAAGCCAACCUCAGGUGGACAUAAAUAUGAGUUGGAGAUCCAGAAAGUCUUACCAAUGAAUGAUACUGACUAUGUUGUAUUUAAAGGAUUAAAGGUUAAGCGCUACAACAGAACAUUUUAUGUCGCGGAUGGUGAAUUUGUGAUCAACGGUGAGUUCAAUGAUUCGUGGACUGUUGAAGCUUACUGCUGGCGCAGUAAAUUAGGAAAUAACCAAUGGGAAUUGACAUCCUUCAAGACACCACCACAAAAAGUUUCACAGUUCUUGAAGGAUAUCUACAUUCCUCAUAUCCAACCUGAUGUAUGUCCAUAUUCAAAUCUACCUGCUUUUGAGGAUAAAGAAGCUGAAAACAUUUUUCCCGGCGGUGACUACAAAAUUGAAAACUAUGUUGGAGAUAUCCAAAACUUUCCACCGCAUUUACAGGAUGGCGUUUAUAGGAUUGAAAUUUUUAUAGCAUUGGAUGGACAGGUUCUGUCUGGAUUUAUAAUUUAUUGGAAGGUUUAUCCUGAAGUUGGGUAAAAUUUUAUUGUUUUAUGUGACUUAAGGUAUUAGAUGUAAACUUUUGUGGCUCAUUUAUGGAACAUGAUGUAGUUUAUCUUUAAUAAAGCU